AAGAGAGAGAGGGUGGAGGACAGACAGGCGGAGAGAAGAGAGAGAGGGUGGAGGACAGACAGGCCAGUAAAAGGUUUCUUACACCGUUUUGUUGACGAGGCGACCAGCAAAACAUCAGUGCAUAGUUCACCAUGGCCCAGAACCAGGUGAUCCUGCAGUUCCACUUUGCCACAUAUGGUGACUCCAUGCUGCAGAAAAUGAACCUUCUUCGGCACCAGCGACGCUUCUGUGACAUGACCGUACGUAUCAACCAGCUUAAAGUCCCCGGUCAUAAGGUUGUGUUUGCUGCUGGCUCAUCUUUCCUCCGAGACCAGUUCAUCCUUCAGCAGGACUCCAAUGAAGUGCAGAUCUCCAUAAACCAGGAGGCAAAGGUUGGCCAGCAGCUGCUACUGUCCUGCUACACGGGCCAACUAGAGUUUCCUGAAUUGGAGCUGGUCAACUACCUGACGGUGGCCAGCUUCCUCCAAAUGGGCCACAUUGUGGAGCAGUGUACUCAAGCUUUGAACAAGUUCAUCAAGCCACACCCUCCACACAAGAUGGAGGUCGACACCGAGCUGAAAAGAGUGGUCAAAGAGGACGGAUCGUGCUCCCAGGCUUUGAGAGAACAGGAGCACUUGCGGGAAGUGGAGAGGGUGGAGCAUGAGGACGACGUUAGUACUGAUGACGAUGACGAUGUCAUUAUACAGCCUAAGUCUCCUCCUCACACGUACAAUAUACAUCCUGUGCAAGAAGUGGAGGAGAGUGACAUCAGCAUUGUGAAGGUGGAGUCUGUGGAGUCGACCUUCCCGACAAGUGCCCCAGCCGCCCUGCACUCGCCCGAGCCCCAACACUCGCUCAUCAAUUCGACUGUUGACAGUCGUGGGAGUGAAAUGACGGCGCCCCCAAGCAUGCCGGGCUACCCCUUCCGUCCUCCUUCUCCGUUCAACCCUGCCGAAAAACAGAAGAGCUACGACAAACCCCUCCAGUGGUACCACCAGUGUCCCAAGUGUAGCCGUGUCUUCCGCCAGCUGGAGAAGUACGCCAACCACCUUAAGAUGCACAAGCUCUUCAUGUGCUUGCUGUGCGGAAAGACCUUCACGCAGAAGGGCAACCUGCACCGGCACAUGCGGGUCCACGCGGGCAUCAAACCCUUCCAGUGUAAGAUCUGCGGGAAGACCUUCACCCAGAAGUGUUCUCUGCUGGAUCACCUGAACUUGCACAGCGGGGACAAGCCUCACCGCUGUAACUACUGCGACAUGAUGUUCGCUCACAAGCCCGUUCUCCGCAAGCACCUCAAGCAAAUCCACGGCAAGAACAGCUUUGACAACGCAAACGAAGGCAACUCGCACGACUGUGGGCCUGAAGAGAAUGACACCAGUGGGCCGUUUAUCAGUCAGUCUAACAAUUACGAGACAGACUUAAGAUACGAUUUGAGACACUGUCUGGAUGAGACCGUAUAAAAAAAGAGAAACUAAGUGUCACAAUGAUGAGAAGAGACCACCUUAGAAUACACUAUUUUAAAAGAUGGUGGUCUGUUAAUGGAGAAGAAUGUUCAGUUAGUGAGGUAGAUCUAUUUCUACUCUUAAGCAUUGACCGUGAUCUUGGCAUACCUUGUCACUAGGGGUGUAACGGUACGUGUAUUUGAAUUGAACCGUUUCGGUACGGGGGUUCCGGUUCGGUGCGGAGGUGUAUCGAACGAGUUUCCACACGGACAUAUUAAGUAGCGUAAUGCACGUUGUGUAAACAAUGCACACCACACGGCAUGCUAGCAGCUAACGGGCUACGAUAGACUGACCAUACAUCCUCUUUUCACCGGACAUGUCCUCUUUUGCGGAGCUGUCAGGGCGGAGUUUCUUAAAUGCCUCAAAUGUCCGGCAUUUUGAGUUAGGGUUACGUGUAUUUUCAAUGUACGUCCAGGGUUAAGAAGGGGUUAAAAACAAAACAAAUUGCGGGCGCAGCAGCAUUGGUGAGGGGAGGGGCAGAGACAGAAAGAGAGCGAGAGAGUUAUGAUAAACGCGCAUGCGUCGCCAGGCUCUGCUUUUUAUUCAUAGAUUUAUCAGAUUUAAUUUUUUAUUAUCUAUAGCAGGGGUGUCAAAAGUGUGCCCCGGAGGCCAUUUGCGGCCCGCAGCUAAUGUUUUAAAGGCCCACGGCACAUUCUAAAAAUACUAUUAAAAUAAACAAAAACAUAACAAAAGUGAAAUAAAAAA
Molecule: messenger RNA, 2186 nt
Organism: Entelurus aequoreus (snake pipefish)
Lineage: Eukaryota; Metazoa; Chordata; Actinopteri; Syngnathiformes; Syngnathidae
Product: zinc finger and BTB domain-containing protein 26-like
Exons: 2
Coding region: 132-1439 (435 amino acids)
Biological process (GO): regulation of transcription by RNA polymerase II
Cellular component (GO): nucleus
Molecular function (GO): protein binding; RNA polymerase II cis-regulatory region sequence-specific DNA binding; DNA-binding transcription factor activity, RNA polymerase II-specific
Source: RefSeq, a predicted model, not a curated record